Penicillium chermesinum is the source of this 1281-nucleotide messenger RNA. Its product is annotated as Zn(II)2Cys6 transcription factor domain-containing protein. Gene Ontology annotation, biological process: regulation of DNA-templated transcription. The transcript is spliced from 4 exons. Lineage: Eukaryota; Fungi; Ascomycota; Eurotiomycetes; Eurotiales; Aspergillaceae. The record is from RefSeq and is a predicted model, not a curated record. The coding region runs from base 1 to 1281 and encodes 426 amino acids. Gene Ontology annotation, molecular function: DNA-binding transcription factor activity, RNA polymerase II-specific; zinc ion binding.
AUGGGCGGAGCUCCCGGGAGAUCAAACGGGUGCGAUACCUGCGUGAGGCGCAAAGUCAAGUGUGAUCUUCAACGGCCCCAAUGCGCCCGCUGUCUCCGCGGUGGUCAUCGCUGUGGAGGCUAUGAGCGGACGCGAAAGUUCAUCCACACUUUCGCAGAGCCUCAGCAGGGCUUUGGGGGCAAUUCUGCACAGUACCGACGGGAGAGUACCUUGGCUGUCGUCAAUGUGAAUGCCCAGAUCCGGUCACAGCUGUUCUCGCUGUUUGUAGAUUCGUAUGUGCCUUCCCAGCCGACGGGGCGUGUUAAUUGGAGAUGCCACCGUGCAGCCAAUGUGCUCGAGGAUUUUCCGCCCUUAAUGGGCGGAGAGAAUAGCCAGUUACUCGAUCGAGCUGUGAUGGCCCUGGCUACGGGCUUUGUCGGCAGGAAAUUUGGUGAUCAGCGAUUAACUCGGCAAGGGAUCGUGCUUUAUAACAACUCUAUUCAGGCCUUUACAAAGCUCAUAUCUCGGUCCGGACUUCCAGUUCAGGAGGUCCUUUGUGCUAAUAUCGCGUUUCAAUUAUACGAAGUUAUCAACUGCACAUACGGAUUUGCAGGGUGGAUGGCACAUGUGCAAGGCGCCAAUGCCGUGAUCGCUCAUAAUUUAAGAAAUCUAGAGAACAACCAGCUGUCAUCCCUGAUGCUCAGGGAGAUGAAGCUAUCAAAUAUUUUCCAUGCUAUCGGCAAAUCGAGGUCCGCUCUUGAUUCUUUCCCAAUGUGGAAAUCAGUCUCGCCAGCAGAUGAUCAACCGAUGGAGCAGAUAAUUGAUAUCCUCAUGGAAUGCACUGGGCUCGUCGAGGACACGAGCAACAUACAAUCCGAGAACGAUGCCCGACGCAUAGUUGAGUCGGGUCAGAGGAUCAAUAAGAAAAUUGCCGAUUGGUAUGAGAGUUUCGAGACGAAUGCCUUGGGUCGUCUCUACACACGCAUGUCUACUCGAUCCGACAAAAGGCCAAACACCAGGCCUAUCUUCCCAGAGCGGUACGAAUUUGCGACCGUCGAGGUAGCAGAAUCGCACAUGCUGUACUGGGCGGCAUCUCUCAUGAUCCAAACACUUCUUUAUGAAUUUGAGCGACAACGGGAAGACUCACGGGAUGAAUAUUCACACCAAGCCAGUCAGAGCAACGUUGAGGCUCAUAGGACGUCGGCCACGUUCUUGGGCGGUGCGAAGUUCUAUGCUGGUCAGAUAUGCCACGGCGUCGGGUAUUUUCCUACAACCGCAUAUGCAUAUUCUGGGUGGGCAUAG